AUGCUACAGAGCCAGAUGAGGUGUGCAGGGGGUGAACCUUCAGCAGCCUCUAAAAGUCCUCCUGGUUUCUAUGUGACCUGGCUCAGCAUCCUCUACUACGUCAACAUUGUGCCUAACAACGGACAACUUUUCAUCUGGAUAAAGAGACACAUCAAGAAUGUGGUGUACUUUGGUCUGGUUGCAGACCGGGGUAUUGUUCUAACUGCAGGGGUAUUGGACUAUGUGUCUACACUCAGCACCUACAUCUACCUGCGAAGGCACAUGAAGAGGAUGGAGGAGAGUAGCAGCUCUUUCUCCCAGCCCCAGCUUCAGAGCCAGAUGAGGGUCACAGUUACAGUACUACAACAUUCUGGAAUAUUUGGUGAGGUUGGUCAUGUUGGCUUGCAUGUCCUCAUGCGUAUGGCGUCUUCUACCAGCGUCUUCUACCACACCAAGAUCGUCCCAAACCAGCGACCGCUCUCCGUCUGGACUGCAGACAGUAUACCCAAACCUGCCCAGGCUCCAGUGAAGUCAGAGCAGAGCCGUGUGAAUAUGCUGGCCUCUCCACCCAGAGGGAUCUUCUCCUCCACAAAGAAUGUCCCCCACAACACAGAGUACCUGGACCUGUCCAGAAACCUGUUGACAGUGCUCCAAGCAGGUUCAUUUGGGACCCUGUGGAGCCUGAGGGUGCUCCUUUUAAAAGACAACAACCUCAGCCAUGUAGAUGACGGAGCUUUCUCCUCCCUCCAGGGUCUGAGGAGGCUGGACCUGAGCCGUAACCACCUUUCUGCCCUGGGGCCUGGCUUCUCCCUGGGCCUUGAAUCCCUAACAGAGCUGCUGCUGGAUCACAACCAUCUCACCGUCCUGGAGAGUGGGGCCUUCCACAGCCUGGACAGCCUCCAGAAGCUGGACCUGAGCAGCAACCUAAUCUCCACAGUAAAGCCCAGAGCCCUGGGUUACCUGACUGGCCUGCGCCAGCUCCACCUGGAGGGAAACCAUCUAACCUCCCUGGGUUCCGGCCUCUUCUCCACGCUGCGCUCCCUGGAGGUGCUGGGCCUUCGGGGGAACUUGAUCAGCUCCACUGAGCCAGGAGUCUUCGCCCCUAUGUCUUCCCUAACUCUGCUGGACCUGGCCCUCAACCGCCUAAGCACCCUGGGCUACAGGACCCUGUUGAGCAUCCACACCCCCAGCCUCCACGUCCUGUUGGAGGGCAACCCCUGGCACUGUGACUGCGACCUGCAGAGGGUGUUCAGGAAGUUGUCCAGCAUCCACAGGGUCUUCCUGGAUGACUACCAGGAGCUGAGGUGCAGCCAGCCCACCGAGCUAAAGGGCAGGUCCAUGGGAGAAGUGGAUGAUGAGCUGUGUGUCGGAGAGACUGUGACAGUGCUCAUUCUGACGGUCACUGUGGUGAUCACCGUGGUAGCUGCCAUUAUCAUGGCGGAGAAGAACAAGAAGAAUAGCGUGGCCAAGAACUGGGAGGAGAGCGUGGGGCUGGACACCUACUGUGACAAUUACAAUUAA
Molecule: messenger RNA, 1500 nt
Organism: Salvelinus namaycush (lake trout)
Lineage: Eukaryota; Metazoa; Chordata; Actinopteri; Salmoniformes; Salmonidae
Product: carboxypeptidase N subunit 2-like
Exons: 7
Coding region: 1-1500 (499 amino acids)
Molecular function (GO): protein binding
Source: RefSeq, a predicted model, not a curated record